Bursaphelenchus okinawaensis is the source of this 1103-nucleotide messenger RNA. NCBI's taxonomy places the organism in Eukaryota, Metazoa, Nematoda, Chromadorea, Rhabditida, Aphelenchoididae. The record is from the annotation of a GenBank genome assembly.
AUGUUUUACUUGAGUUUGACUGUGCUCACGAUGAGGUACGUUGGUCAUGAGAACAGCGACAUCUUCUGUGAAAUGCCAUUUCGAAUGAGGAUGAUGUGCUUCGUGUGUACUGUACUGUUGCUGAUAAGCCUGGUCACAGCGAUUGCCAACUCUGUCAACAACAGUAACGUCGAGAGUGUCACUUACUGCCCUAAACAUACCAAGUUUCAUCCCGGUUUACUGUGAGUUAACGCAUUUAUGCUGCAUGAUACUAAGAUAAUACUCAGAGAGUAUUAAGUAGAACUUUCUAUACUGUUCUUCGUUUAAUUCGCUUUUAAAAUGAAAUCAGUACUGUGAGUAACGUAGAGAGACGAUGUGUUACUAAGUCAAUUUGAAAACUGUAAUCGAAUGUUACAGAUGUCCAGAAGAAAGUAUGUUGUACUACUACAAAUGUUGCGGUAGUAAAUGUUGUUCAAACUACAAAACGCUUUUACUGUAAGUCGAGAAAGACACCUAUACCUAUAUACCACAACAUAUAGAGAGAUAUAAAGUUGAUCCAUCUCUCACCUUAAAUAUACUAUAAUAUGUCACCAUUUGAAACCUAAAGUAACAUUUUAGAGUCUCGGUAAUCUCACUGCUGGGCGCAGUAAUGGUUGUAAUGGUUUACAGUGUGAUGUCGAGCAGAGUAAUUGUAAGUAGUGGCAGUGUAAAGAAGGUUUAAUUGCGAAAAGUUACAAUAAAAUGCUUGUCCGCUUCCUCUGUAUCUGCCUCCCUGUCGCUUUCUCGUUGCAAUGUCACCAGUGUAACAGCCGUGUCGAUACAUACGACUAUCGUUACGAAUGUGUUGACCGUGAUGUGUGCUACGGUAAUGUUGGUUAUUAAUGUUUGAAAUGGUCGAAAAUGAGGAUUCACGUGAAAAGCAUACCUUUUUUGGUUAUACAUCCCUUUUAUGAUGUUUUAAAGAGUUCAAUAUAAAGAUAUGUCACGUAAACUAACAUCAUCUACUGUAAUCUGAAGUAAAAACGUAGUUUUAAGCUAAUUUGAUUUUUUUAUGAGCUACUCUAAUAUAUUGGUGCUACCUAUUAUAAUUAUUGUUUCAGGCGACUGGUGUGUCAAACAUUUGA